AAAAUGACCCAGACUAACGAGCCAAAGUAAUCAAGUGAUCGAAAUCGCUAUCACUUUCGACUUUGUUCAAUCGAUCAUCGUUCUUUAUGCGGACAUGAACGCGUAAAAAUAUUAUGUGCAACUCAUGUUUCCUCGAAUGCUCUAUAUUAUAUACAUUUGCCUAUGAUUAUGUAAUUUUACAUUGAUUAUUUAGAUUUUUUUUUAACCAAUACCAGCAUUUGGUGCGGUUAACGCAUCUCCUUCUCUAUUCCUUCCCACGUGUUCUGACGUGUCCCUUGGUCCCUAUGCGGCCUGUGCACUACUGUGCAUUACGCUACAGUGCACUCCAUAGAUCGUAUUCGAAUUGAAGUCCAAACCCAUCAAAUUUUUAUCUAAGCAAUUUCUUUUCCUCGCUGUGAAAACACGAACAUUCAACUUUCAAGAUGAAUCGUUUUAUAAAAGUUCUCAAGAGUAAGGAAACUCGCGAUUAUUUUAUGAGCACGCACUUUUGGGGACCCGUUGCUAACUGGGCGAUACCGAUUGCUGCCAUCGCCGAUAUCCAGAGGGAUCCCAAGUACAUUAGUGGUAAAAUGACCUUUGCCUUAUGCUUAUAUUCAGCAAUGUUCAUGAGAUUUGCAAUCAAGGUGCAGCCACGCAACAUGCUUUUAUUUGCCUGCCACUUUGUCAAUGAGGGUGCACAAAUUACGCAAGGUUGUAGAUUUAUUAAGCAUCAUUAUCUUAGUAAGAAAGAACAGUAAGUCGAAAGAUAUACAUGAUAUUGACUUUAAAACAAUAGGACUUUGUAUUAAUAUAUA
Trachymyrmex cornetzi is the source of this 794-nucleotide messenger RNA. RefSeq names its product mitochondrial pyruvate carrier (gene Mpc1). The coding region runs from base 423 to 737 and encodes 104 amino acids. The transcript is spliced from 3 exons. The record is from RefSeq and is a predicted model, not a curated record. Lineage: Eukaryota; Metazoa; Arthropoda; Insecta; Hymenoptera; Formicidae. Gene Ontology annotation, cellular component: mitochondrial inner membrane. Gene Ontology annotation, biological process: pyruvate import into mitochondria.